AUGACGGUCGAAAAAGGUGAAACGGCGGCGAAGACUGAGGAGUUGCCUCUGAAGACUGAACCGAAAAUCGACUUCUCCACUAUGACGAUUUUGGAGAAGCUGAAAUAUUUAAAGUCCAAUAUAACAGUGGAACCGGCGCUGGCGCUGUUCGUCAUGCCGAGCGUCUUGGCUAUGCUGGCGACGCAGAACCUGAACUUGGAUAAGGCGUGCCGUGUCAAUUUAGGGUUUAGUGAGGCGGUCUGCGAAGAUCUGAGGCUGAGGAAGCGCGCCAACCACACGUUUGAAGAAGACGAAGUGCAGAAGCUAAUAGCAUCUGUCCAGGGGUGGAAGAGCGUAAUACACACAGCAGUGCCGACCCUAUUGAUGCUGUUCAUUGGAGCAUGGAGCGAUAAGACCGGAAGGCGGAAAAUAUGCAUGCUAAUGCCGAUCUUCGGGGAGUUCAUGACGUGCGUGCUUAACAUGAUCAACACGUACUUUUUCUAUCAGGUCCCGGUGGAAUGGACCGUGUUUAUGGAGGUGAUAUUCCCAGCGCUGACUGGUGGAUGGUAUACGAUGUUCCUCGGCGGUUUUAGCUAUUUGGGCGAUGUGACUUCGAAGGAGACGAGGACGUUCCGCAUGGGGAUACUCAGCUUGUGCAUGACCAUCGGCUUUCCAGUGGGGACCGGUUUUAGUGGAAUCUUAUUGCGUUAUACUGGCUAUUAUGGUGUCUUCUCGAUAUCGGCUGUGCUGCAGUUUAUUAAUUUCACGUAUGUGUACUUAGCCAUUGACGACCAUACGUGGCUACAAAAUAAGGAUAAGAAACUACGAACAGGUUGCAGUGGAUUUCUGCUAGAGUUCUUCGAUUUUAACAGUGUGAAAGAUACACUUAAGAUCGCGUUCAAGAAAGAAGCAAAUGGAAGGAGGUUAAGGAUCUGCCUCAUUCUAGUUGUUGUAUGCCUUAGCUUUGGACCACUGUGGGGUGAAUUAAGCAUCUUAUACAUCUUUGCAAGAUAUCGUUUCAAUUGGGACGAAGUCAAAUACAGUAUAUAUUCAACUUUCAGCUUUGUUACUCAUUCCAUUGGUACCAUGUUUUCCAUAAGUGUAUUCAGCAAGAAGUUAAGAGCUGAUGAUGCUGUACUCGGUAUGAUAUCAACUUCAAGUAAAAUGGCUGGAGCCUUGGUGCUUGCAUUCGCUAGAAAUGAAUAUGAAGCUUAUGCAGCACCUCUUGCCGAGAUAUUAAAUGGGACAACGAUGAUAGCGCUGAGAUCUAUCGCUUCCAAGUUGGUUUCGCAUCAGGAAUUAGGUAAAGUUUUCUCCCUGUUCGGCGUAGCUGAAACAUUGAUGCCCCUGAUUUUCGCACCACUCUAUUCGCGCAUCUACAUUUUGACUCUGCACGUUCUGCCCGGCGCUGUUUUCCUCGUCAGUGUUUUUGUUACAAUGCCAGCUUUGGGGAUAUUUGUUUGGUUCUACUAUAGACACAAAGAAGACGCAAAACAGAAGAGGCUAGAAGUACCCAAUGUACCGUCAGCAUCGCCAGCGAAGGACGAAACGAUUACGUCUAACUAG
Leptosia nina is the source of this 1545-nucleotide messenger RNA. The record is from the annotation of a GenBank genome assembly. Lineage: Eukaryota; Metazoa; Arthropoda; Insecta; Lepidoptera; Pieridae.